Molecule: messenger RNA, 390 nt
Organism: Cladophialophora psammophila CBS 110553
Lineage: Eukaryota; Fungi; Ascomycota; Eurotiomycetes; Chaetothyriales; Herpotrichiellaceae
Exons: 1
Coding region: 1-390 (129 amino acids)
Source: RefSeq, a predicted model, not a curated record
AUGGAGACCCUGCGAGAAGCACUCGAACAGGACUUGGGGGUUGCAACGACAUCCGGUAAAGAGCCAACGUCCUUAGACAUGAUUUCGGAAAUGCCCGAGCUGCCUGCGUCCACCAAGUACGUCCCCGGUUGGCCACAGCAGCCACAAUCGGGGCAGACCGGAGGACUUGACACUACUGGGGUAUAUGGCAGUAUCGACGCCACGGCGGGAUUCAAUGAAUUUGGUAGUGGAAGUGCUGGCGAUCUGGGGUUCUCUACCAUCAAUGGCACCUCUGAUAGCAUAUCCAUGGAUUGGAACGCUAUUUUCGACAACUUGGAGUGGAUCUUCUACCACCAAUCAUCAUACGAGCUCUUGAGUCGUCCAGAAAUGAACCGUCCAGAGCACAGGUAG